GUCCAUUUCCGCUUCGCCGCGGGCGGUGCAGGCCAGGGAGGAUGGAGCCGCCGGCGGAGCGGGAGGAUGGAGCGCAGCUGGUGCAGGAGGCCCGGGAGAGCAUCGAGGCGGCGCAGAGUUACGGCCGCGAACUGGGCCAGCGGCUGCAGGGGCUGCAGGAGGCGCGGAGGCAGAUCAAGGAGAGCGCCUCCCAGACCAGAGUUGCCCUGAAAAAGCAUUUCAGUGACUUGAAGGGGACCCUCCAGAAGCUCCUGGAUGAGCGCUUGGGGUCCCUGCUGCACCAAGUGGACACCAUCGAGCUGGACAACAUCAAGCCCCUGGAUGAAUGCCAGAAGCUCAUCGAGCACGGAGUCAGCACGGCUGAAGAUUUGGUCCGAGAAGGUGAGAUUGCCGUUCUUGGGGGUGUGGGAGAAAAGAAUGAAAAGCUGUGGAGCUUUACCCAAAAGGCCUCCCACAUUCAACUGGACAGUUUACCAGAAGUGCCCUCACUAGUCGACGUGCCUUGUUUAUCUGCACAGUUGGACGACUCGAUUCUUACCAUAGUGAAAGAUCAAAUUUUAAAACAUGGGACGGUGGCAUCUCGGCCGCCGGUUCAGAUCGAGGAACUCCUAGAGAAGCCUGGCGGAAUCAUCGUCCGAUGGUGUAAGGUCGACGACGAGUUCACAGCCCAAGACUACAGGCUCCAGUUUCGCAAAAGUACCUCGAAUCACUUUGAGGACGUUUACGUCGGCUCGGAGACGGAGUUCAUUGUGUUGCACAUCGACCCCAACGUCGAUUAUCAGUUCCGCGUCUGCGCCCGAGGGGACGGCCGGCAGGAGUGGAGCCCCUGGAGCGUCCCCCAGAUUGGCCACUCGACCCUGGUGCCACACGAGUGGACGGCCGGCUUUGAGGGCUACAGCCUGAGCAGUCGUCGGAACAUGGCGCUCCGCAACGACUCACAGGCUUCGGGAGUCCUCUACUCUAGUGCGCCCACCUACUUCUGGGGACAGACGCUGACGUUCAGGGUGGAAACCGUGGGCCAGCCAGACCGGCGAGACAGCAUCGGAGUCUGUGUCGAGCAGCAGAAUGGACAUGACUCCCUUCAGCGUGACCAAGCAGUGUGCGUGGGUACCAACGGGGCGGUUUUCGUCAACGGCAAAGAGAUGACCAACCAGUUGCCGGCUGUGACCUGUGGAACCACAGUCACAUUUGACAUGGAAGCGGUGACCUUGGGCCUUCCCAAUAACGACGGUGGUAACUUUAAGUUGCGAGUAACUAUUAGUUCCAACAACAGGGAAGUGGUUUUUGAUUGGUUACUUGAUCAGUCCUGUGACUCCCUCUAUUUUGGAUGUUCCUUCUCCUACCCGGGGUGGAAAGUGUUAGUGUUUUAGCCUUCAGGUCAAAGGGCAUUCAGCUGCCGGAUUUCAAGUAUAUCCACUCGCAGCCCAGUUUAGCAUAAGCCUCAUGUCGGACUCCUCUCCCAAGCAGUUUGAAAACAGUACGCUGCACAUAUUCUGGAUUUAUUUCAAAAUAGUCUGGUGGUGAAGUAUUGUGUUUUGUGGAGGAAGAUAUUAAAUGCAGUUUUCAGAAUUUGGAAUGCUGCAUCCGUAUAAAUCGAUUACGAAACAAGCCUCAGACCCUCUCACUGUGUUCAACAUUUUUUUUAAGUUAUUUUUUUUUUUUUAAACUUUUGCUAAACCCAUCUCUUGGGUCUAAGGAUAUGUGAAAUUAAGUGGCCUUUGGACAUAAGUCAUUUUUACCCCAUUAUUGUGGGGUGGUGUUAAUAGUGAAAAUAACUUUCUGUUCUGGAAUACUGGUCCUCUUUCCAGGGUGCCCAGUCACUGAUUUAAAACCGCAAAAAGUGAGGACCCUUCUAGUAUGAUCCUUAUCCUUACCUCUGUGCCUUCAGUAUUUUGAGCAUUCUGUGGACAGUGUUUUAGUAUCACCUUUCAGAAUUCUUUCUAGGAUACAUUAAUUGCCCUGUAAGGGCCCAGUCUCCAAUGCUAUUUAUUCCCUUCCUGAACUUAGAACGUUUUGGGGUUUUUUUGCUGCUUUUUUGCAGUGAAGCUAGAGAUAUUCAAGAUGAUUACAGGGUAAAACUACUAAUUUAGGAAGAGAGUGAACAGUGUUAGCCGUGCUGUGUAUUUAUAGCAUGGAAUCUCCUACGAUAAACAGCUUGUUGUUAGUCCCUGAAGGACAGACCGACCUGAUAAGGCGAUACUUGACUUUGUUGAGAAAAUGUGUAAAAUGUUUGUGACUUGCUAGAUAACUGUUUCUGCUACGGACCCUCUUCCCCGCCCCCCCCCCCCCCCCCCCAAAUUCAAUGUGAACCUUUAACUGAACUUUUUUUUUUUAAUAGGGAAUAGUGUUAGAAAACCUCGUUUGAUAUUUUUGUAAAGUAAUUUAUUUGGGGAUGCAGUUCCUUCUAAAGACAAUCAUAAUGUUGUCCCUUUGCCAUCCAUGUUACAGUAGGGAGUCUCUCAGUGGUAACUGAAGAUUAGGCAGAAUAUAGACCCUUGUCUUUUGUUGUUUCAUUAAAAAAAAAAUUUUAAAGCAA
Ornithorhynchus anatinus (platypus) is the source of this 2536-nucleotide messenger RNA. RefSeq names its product cytokine receptor like factor 3 (gene CRLF3). The record is from RefSeq and is a predicted model, not a curated record. Gene Ontology annotation, molecular function: protein binding. NCBI's taxonomy places the organism in Eukaryota, Metazoa, Chordata, Mammalia, Monotremata, Ornithorhynchidae. Bases 42 to 1370 code for a protein of 442 amino acids. The transcript is spliced from 8 exons.